UCUUUUCUUAUUGUCCUCGGGGAAAACAUGCUGGAGAGAAGGAAAUAGGGCCCGGCUACGAAACUCAAAGCUAGUUUCGUCUCCUUAGGAAAUCCUUUUUUGGAUGUGUGGUGAAACGGGAAGUCUUAUACAGGUGGAAGUAGCCAUAGACAGCACAGUCGGGAUCGAAUCCUUUUGACUUCUCCGUCGCUUCGUCGCCACGGAAAUUUGGGGCGUCAGCCUUGCCUUCCCAUUCCGGGAGGAGUCCGCACGGGCCCGCUGCCAUGGCGACGCUGCUCCGCGGGGCCCUGCGCACGCACCCGCUACUCUUCGGCCGCCCCGGGUCUGCUGCAGAUACGCCCCUUCGGGCUGCAAGCCAUGGCGCCGGCCUGCUCUACCCCGACCAUAUCCCCACGUCCCCGCUGCAGAAGGUGCUGCUGGCUGCCGGCUCUGCGGGAAUGGCGCUUUACAACCCGUACCGCCAUGACAUGGUAGCAGUUCUAGGGGAGACCACAGGACGCCGAGCCCUGAAGACCCUCAGGGACCAGAUGAAGAGGAAUCCAGAGGGUAUCCAGAUCCUGCAGGAGCGUCCGCGGAUCUCAUUGUCCACCCUUGACCUGGGCAAGCUCCAGAGCCUGCCUGAGGGCUCUCUUGGCCAUGAGUAUCUCCAUUUCCUAGAUGUGAAUAGGGUCUCCCCAGAUACCCGCGUGCCCACCCGCUUUGCGGAUGAUGAAGAGCUAGCAUACGUGAUCCAGCGGUACCGGGAAGUGCACGACAUGCUCCACACCCUCCUGGGGAUGCCCACCAACAUCCUGGGGGAGAUCGUGGUCAAGUGGUUUGAGGCUGUCCAGACUGGCUUGCCCAUGUGCAUCCUGGGUGCACUCUUUGGACCCAUCCGACUCAAUGCCCAGAGAUUGCAAGUGCUGGUCUCGGAGCUGAUUCCAUGGGCAGUUCAGAAUGGUCACAGAGCUCCGUGUGUCCUCAACCUGUACUACGAGCGGCGCUGGGAACAGCCCCUGAAGGCUCUGCGGGAGGAGCUGGGCAUCACGCCACCCCCCAGGGAAGUGCAGGGCCUUACCUAGGCCCUGAGCAACUGAAUCAGGCGGGUCUGGUUUGCCUACCCCUGGCCUUCUCCCCACUGGGGACGGAAGGGUCCUUUGCCAUUACCUUUGUUCCUUUCCUUUGAACACUGGACAUCAUAGUUUGUCAUAACGAUCCCUGAAUGGUCUUGAAGGCCAACCCAGGAGGAAAUAGUCAUCUCCACGGGGCUUCCAGGGGAGCCAGGAGCUUCCCAAAGAGAAACACAUGUGAACAGGGAUUGGCUGUCUAGGCUUGUCCUGGGAUGUGUCAGGUUCACAACCCAGGGAUCCGUUCCAGACCCCUCACUGACAGCCAGGGUUUUUCUAGGGGCCAGGCUGGGCUGUCCCCACAGGAGUGAGGGCUACAGGCAACUGGCUCGAGGCAUGACUGUCUGAAUAAAGGGUCCCAUCAA
Molecule: messenger RNA, 1471 nt
Organism: Choloepus didactylus (southern two-toed sloth)
Lineage: Eukaryota; Metazoa; Chordata; Mammalia; Pilosa; Megalonychidae
Gene: COQ4
Product: coenzyme Q4
Exons: 8
Coding region: 264-1061 (265 amino acids)
Biological process (GO): ubiquinone biosynthetic process
Cellular component (GO): mitochondrion; mitochondrial inner membrane
Source: RefSeq, a predicted model, not a curated record